Messenger RNA from Drosophila willistoni, 2677 nucleotides. RefSeq lists its product as uncharacterized. The record is from RefSeq and is a predicted model, not a curated record. The transcript has 8 exons. Gene Ontology annotation, molecular function: K63-linked deubiquitinase activity; cysteine-type deubiquitinase activity. NCBI's taxonomy places the organism in Eukaryota, Metazoa, Arthropoda, Insecta, Diptera, Drosophilidae. Gene Ontology annotation, biological process: protein deubiquitination. The coding region runs from base 442 to 2478 and encodes 678 amino acids.
GAAGAACGUGCACACAACAAAAAAAUCGACCAGAUCACAGCCAACUUUUUAAACAACAAAAUCAAAUAAUUAAAAAGCAAACAUUGGGCACCUGACAAUGACAUGGCGUGCAAUUGAUUGAAGAAAAUCUUUUAAUUUGAUAAACAAUUGAGAAGUAACAAUAAAAAUCAGUUUGCAAAAGAAGACUGGAAUUAACAAUAAAAUACGAAUAUUGAAAAAAUAAGUGCAAGUGCGUGUGGUGGGUAAGGUUGAGCUCCAAUUCAAUCGUGACGCCCAUCGACGACGCAGGGACACAAAGAACGCAUACACAACGCAAAAACAGAGUCAUCAACGACGACGACGAAGAAGAAGAGGAAGCAUUUGCAGACGUUUUAACGAAGACAAACCUGGAGACAGGAGGCGGAUCUCUGUGUUAGUAGUUAGUCAGUCAUCUUAUUAGCCAUGACCAUCAAGCCAGUGAGUGCACCCAGUGCCAAACGUGUCUCCGUCAGUGGCAAUGUUGUGGAUGCUGAAAAUAAAGAGCCUCAGGUGGUAGUUGUUGGUGGUGAGCAAUCGGUUGUCAAUCAGACACAUCGCAAUGUCGUCAUCGAUGGCCACAGCCAGAGUCCACAACGUCGCAAUGUGGAGGUAUAUGACGAACUGGCACGCACACACCGUUGCAGUCCACACAAGAGCUCCCGCUCAAAGCGUCGUGAUCAUCAUGAUGAGCGCAUUCAUCAUCACAAGCGUGAUCGUUUGGAACGUGAGAAAUUGACACAUUCAACUGCUGGUGUCGUUAGUGUGGGUAGCAAGAGUCCUCUUGCUACAGUGACGGCUGCUGCCGUUCCAGCUGUGGUCAAUACCAACGGUAGCCCUGCGGCAGUGGGACGCACAUCACCGGAGCAUUCGAUUGGAGCUAAUACCAGCAGCAAGACCCAAACCAAGACUCAAUUAACACCAACAGCAGCUGUAGCCAAUCUACUUAAUGCGGUGGAGGAGACGUUUUCCGGUUACAACAGCGGCGAUGAGCAUCUACAACCAAAGGAUCGCAAGAUAACAGCAGAGGAGUGGCAGCGACGUGACAAUGAGUUUGCCAAGUUCAUGGAACAACGAGGAUAUGAACUAAAGCCCGUCGAAGAGGACGGAGCUUGUCUCUUUCGCUCUAUUUCGUUGCAGAUCUACGGGGAUGAGGAAAUGCACGAUGUUAUACGCCAGCACACCAUGGACUAUAUUCAUGAAAAUCGUGAAUAUUUCGGACAGUUUGUCACCGAGGACAUCAACAAUUAUAUUCAGCGCAAACGUGCCCGGGAUGCCCAUGGCAAUCAUAUUGAAAUUCAAGCCAUAUCUGAAAUCUAUAGUCGCACUGUUGAGGUCUAUUGCUAUCAGGCGAAUCCGAUUAAUAUCUUCAACUCGGAACAGUCACAGCCGGGCUAUCCACCGUUGCGUCUAUCGUAUCAGCGUGGCUCUCAUUACAAUGCAAUUUUGGAUCCAUAUAAUGCCACAGUGGGUGUGGGUCUGGGCUUGGCUGGUUACAAGCCCGCCUUGCAGACCAAGGAGGCAGUCCAUCUCAGUGAGCAGUUGGAGAUCGAGCAGACAAUGUUUGAGGACAAGCUAAAGACCACCGAUUGGGAAGCCACCAAUGAGGCCAUCGAGGAGCAAAUAGCACGCGAAUCCUAUUUGCAAUGGUGUCGUGAUAAUAUGCAGCGCACUCGUAGCAGUAAUCCAGCCGCCGGUUCGGCUACAUCAACAUCAACAGUGACAUCAGCUGAGGCGUUAACCGAUUCAUCGGAUGCUUCACCAUCCAAAUACUCGGGUGACUCGGGCAGUUCACCGACUGCUUCUAGCUCCAAGGGAACCGAUUCAACAGUAUCCACAGCAUUUGGGCUCUCCCCCAAGACGCUGAAUCAGUUUGGCCACAAGCUGGCGCCCCCACCAGAGGCAAUUGAAUUAGGUAGCGUUGGCGGUGGUGGUUCUGGAGCUAAUGCUAAUGGAAGCAGCAGCGGCAGCAGUCCCGGUGGUGCUGGCGGCGGCUAUGACAGCGAUGCAACAGACAUGAGCAGCACCAGUUCACUUGGCCAUGGACCUGGCAGUGCCUCGCCAAAUACAGCAACUACGAAUCAGCGUUCGAGCAAAUCGCGGCGUUCGAAUGGGUCACUGCGCAAGAAACGACGGCAUGAGGCCCGCGACACUACAAUGGCCGGACAAAGCCAAGAUGUAAUCGAAACACCUGUGCGCAAGAGUCCCAAAUGCGAUGCUGUGCCACCUGAUGCUAGGGCCCAGACACCAGAAGCCGAUCAGCAGCCCUGUACAUCGAAGCAAUCAUCCAAUUCGCCACCGAAACGAAACGAUGUUCCAGCUUCUAGUUUUUACCAGGAACUGCUUGAAGCCUCCUAUGCCAAUGAUGGCGUCAAUGAGAGUGAGAUGCUCCAACGGGCCAUACAAAUGUCCACACGGGACUAUAUGGAGGAUCAGAAGCGAAAGUAUUUCACCGGACCAUAAACGAAAUGGCCAAAUGGAAUCAGUAGAGAGAGAGACACAGAUAAAACGAAUAAGAAACCCAAAAGUGGAAGUCGGGGAGGGGGAGAAACAAAAGAAUGGAGGGGAAAAACACAAAAUUUCUGUUGCUCCGCAUUGAUCUUUGUACAGUGAUUCAUAUUUCUUUUCUUCUUUUAAAAGCAAAGAUGAAAACAAAAACAAA